AUGUUACGGCUUCUCCUGUUAGGGGCUCUCUGCAUCGUCACCUGCCUCGCUGAGGAAGAAGCAAACGUGAAAAACGCUACUGCCGCAGGUAGCUAUGGAACGCACUAUGACUACAGCGAACCUCUCAGCUACGCGCCACCACCUCCAACAUCGAACUAUGGAGCUUACGCCGGCUACCAAUACUUCCGACUACCGCCGCCCCCUCUGGUGGACCGCGACGUGUGUGACUUGGACGCUUCCGUAUUGCUCGUUGCACAUUCAAAACGUCACGGACAUCGUGACCACCACGACCGUCACCUUAACCGUGCGUACAGAGUCAGAUGCUCCGUGAUUGCUAAUUAUGAUGAGGAUUCCUGCAAUGUUUGCUGCCAACAUGCCGCACGGAGGGACAAAAAUCUUCAAAACAAGCAAUUCGUUGGCUUUCUGGCUGUAACCGAUGACUUUGAAGGACAUCGACGAGAGGAUAGGGAUGACAGAGAUGGCAAAGACCAUGAUCGAGACCCAUGUGAUGACAGCAAUGAAGAACGCUGCGAUCGCAGCAGCGGGGAGAAGGCAAGCAAUUCAACUCUAACUUUUAACUACCUAAACAUCCUUUUGAUUUAG
This is a messenger RNA of Strongylus vulgaris, 603 nucleotides long. The record is from the annotation of a GenBank genome assembly. NCBI's taxonomy places the organism in Eukaryota, Metazoa, Nematoda, Chromadorea, Rhabditida, Strongylidae.